UUGACCUUUUCCAACAAAGCAAAAAACAGCAAAACAGAAAACAGAUUGUAAAUAGAGAGGCAUAAACUAAAUAGAACAAACCCAAGAACAGAACAAGCCCACGAACAAAACGAAACACUUGAUGUAACAUUAAGAUUAAAUUACGAAUAACAAUCUAACAAACGAACGCUCAACCUUGCGCUCAACCAAAUCAGGUUUACUAACAUGCGGAGGUCUUGCAAGCUGCUUUCAUCCUUGGUUAAAGAAGACUUUAUCAAAUUUCUUGAUUCCUUUGACACCGUACUUACCGACUGUGAUGGUGUAUUGUGGCUGGAAAAUAAUGUUCUCCACUCUGCCAACGAGGUUUUAAACCGGCUGCAGGACAUGGGCAAGAAAGUGUUUUAUGUGACCAAUAACAGCACUAAAACCAGGGAAGAAUAUGUCACAAAGUGUGCAAAUUUGGGAUUCAAUGCCGAAAAGAGUUCAAUAAUAAGCACCUCUUAUUUGGCGGCGUCUUAUUUGAAAAACCUUGGUUUUGACAAGAAGGUCUACGUUGUAGGUUCUGAAGGAGUGACGAAGGAACUGGAAGCCCACGGGAUCAGCCAUACUGGUGUUGGGAGAGACCAUAUCUCUGAAUCAGUUGCGCAUCACCUGGAGAACAACUUUUCUUUAGAUCCGGAGGUUGGUGCUGUUGUCGUUGGCUUUGACCUCCACAUCAGCUACCCAAAAAUGAUGAAAGCUGCUUCGUAUCUUUUUAAAAAGGAAACUAUCUUCAUUGCAACCAAUACUGAUGAGCAGUUUCCCCAUCACAGUGGUGAAAUUGUUAUUCCAGGCACUGGAAGUAUUGUUGCUGCUAUUCAAACAUGUGCUGGUCGACUUCCGAUUGUGAUGGGAAAGCCAAAUCCAACUAUUAAAGAUGUCAUCUCCAAAUCCCACAAUUUAGACCCAGCUCGAACACUGAUGAUCGGGGACAGGUGCAAUACGGAUAUUCUGCUGGGCACUCGAUGCGGUUUUUCAACCCUUCUGGUUUUGACUGGGGUCACUCAAUUAAAUGAAGUGAGAGAAUGGGAGAAAUCGGAUGACCCAGAGCACCACCAGCUGAUUCCAGACUUUUACUUGGAAAAAUUGGGGGAUAUCCUUCAACUCUUUCCGUGAUUUUUUUUUUGUAAAUUUUUUCAAAGAGCGUGUUGAUCAUGCGUUUAUUGUAGAAUCUUCCUGCAGCCGAGCUGCUCUUUUUUUGAAAAAUAAAUCUUAGUUGCCUUUUA
Messenger RNA from Neocloeon triangulifer, 1244 nucleotides. Its product is annotated as glycerol-3-phosphate phosphatase. Bases 205 to 1134 code for a protein of 309 amino acids. Gene Ontology annotation, cellular component: cytoplasm. Lineage: Eukaryota; Metazoa; Arthropoda; Insecta; Ephemeroptera; Baetidae. Gene Ontology annotation, molecular function: phosphatase activity. The record is from RefSeq and is a predicted model, not a curated record. The transcript has 7 exons.